AUGCGUAUUCGCCUACAGCUUCGCAGGAAACCACAAGGUAAGCGACCUCCAGGUAAGCUGAAUGUUGCCUUGUUGCCUUCGCCCGCUCAUCAUCCCCAUUUCAGCAAUGACCUAGCUCAACGGCUAGAUAAGCUUCCUAUCGCUGCCGCCGUCGCUGCCGAGAACGCCGCCGUGGAGAACCGCUGGUGUCAACUGCGAGACACGGUCCAGUCGACGGCGCUCGCCGUCCUCGGUCGUGCACGCCGCCAACACCAGGACUGGUCCGACGACAACGACGCCGUCAUCAGCAAUCUGCUCGCCGAGAAGAACCGCCUUCACCAAGCCUACGUAGAUCACCCCUUUGAUGCCAACAAAGCCGCUUUCUACCGCAGUCGCCGCCAACUUCAGCAACGACUGCGCGAGAUGCAGGACGCCUGGACUGCCCGCACGGCUGAGGAGAUCCAAGGCUACGCGGACCGCAACGAAUGGAAGAACUUCUUCUCCGCAAUCAAAUCUGUCUACGGUCCGCUGAUGAAGGACACUGCUCCUCUCCUCAGCGCCGACAGUAGUACUCUCCUGACAAAGAAGACGCAAAUUCUGCAAAGAUGGGCUGAGCAUUUCCGAGGCGUCCAUAACCGCCCUUCCACCAUCUCCGACGCCGCCAUCGAGCGUUUGCCGCAAGUGGAGACCAACGUGGACCUCGAUCUCCCGCCAUCUCUCCAGGAAACCAUCAGGGCCGUGCAGCAGCUCUCCAGCGGGAAGGUACCCGAAUCGAACGCAAUCCCUGCUGAGGUCUACAAGAACGGCGGUCCCCAACUCAUGGACCACCUGACUGCGCUAUCCAGGAGAUGUGGCGUCAAGGUGAAGUCCCGCAAGAUUUCAAGAACGCAACAAUCGUGCACCUAUACAAGCGAAAAGGGAACCGCCAAGUCUGCGACAAUCACCGUGCUAUCUCCUUGCUAA
Messenger RNA from Spirometra erinaceieuropaei, 942 nucleotides. NCBI's taxonomy places the organism in Eukaryota, Metazoa, Platyhelminthes, Cestoda, Diphyllobothriidea, Diphyllobothriidae. The record is from the annotation of a GenBank genome assembly.